UGCCAGUGGGAAGCCCAGGGGCUCCAGCUCACAUUCUUCACAGCAUACUUCAUGACUUCCUCCAAAGAGCCUCAUCUGCAGCAACACCAAAUAUGGGCAAAUGACCAGGGCCACACAGUUUGUCUGCGGUCACCAGGCACGUGGGGUUAUGGGGCACCAUGCGCUGCCAGACCGUGCGACUCGUUGCUCCAGAGUGCGACACGGCGCUGCCCUGGUCCUGCCUCCAUGACUCGCACUGUGACCGGUGUGUGAGUCGCCAGCUGUUCCACCGUGUUUCUUCUAGUAUCCGGAGGGACGUGGACGCACGCAGUGCGGGCAACACUGUCCGGCACACAGCCGACAGGCACCCGACACACCCCCACAGUGAAGUGCUCCUGGCAGCUGCUCCUUCCCAGAGUUUCUUUUACUGCACUUCACCUUCUCCUUGAUUUCUACACAAAUCAUCGUCCAUUUGUCACCGCUUCCACGCUCGCUAAUGUGUCCUUGCUCCAUGUGCAGCGCACGGUGUGGGGGGUGAGGGGGGGACACUGUGAAGCAGGGAGAUUGCCGGGGACGAGCAUUCAGGCACAGGCAGGGGUGCGAGACGCUGUCGAGGGAUUGGGUGGGGUCAGAACACAGGUGAAGACUAAGGAAGCGAAGCAGAGCCAAAAGGACAGGACGACACAGGGACAGGAGGACAGUAGAGAAGCAGCCGGGGAGGACCUGGGUCCUGUGGGUUAAGGACACGACUCAUAGCUCAGCCCUGGGUCCGAGUGCCCUGAAGCUCAGGUGGGAGCAGAGACCAGUGGUUGGGACUCCUGAUAAGGAGCUCCUCCCGCGGGGUGUGUGGGUGUGUCUUCACUCCCUGUGCUGGCAGCGAAUGUGUCUUUAUCGUUCAUAUUUGCCCACUGACAGUUUCCGCUACAGGACCGACACGGAAGUGCAGCACGAACGGCCUUUGGUAGAGAGGAGUUCCUCUUCUGUGUCGCUCUCGGCUCCCCAGGGGCCGAGAGAGAGAGAGAGAGAGAGAGAGAGAGAGAGAGAGAGAGAGAGAGAGAGAGAGAGAGAAAGAGAGAGAGAGAGUGUCUGUGCCUCUGUGUGUGUCUGGGGGUAUUAGUCAUUAGUCAUUCGUGGGCUGAUCUCAGUGGUAUUUGAAGCUGCUCACAAACAGCGUGGCUCUCAGAGACACAGAGAGUCAGAGAUUCAGAGUCUCGGCGAGGAUCAUAGAGAGCGGAGAGCAGAGCUUGUCCUCCAGGCGGGCGGACACACACACACACACACACACACACACACACACACACAAACGCUGAUACAGCAUGUUGGGGUGGGCACGGAGGACCGCGAGGAUGGAGGCUUCUUGUGCACCUGUCCCGGCAUCUCUCCGCGUCUUUCUCCUCGUUUCCGUCCUCUGUGCGUCCCGCGUGGCCGUGACCUUCAACCUGGACUCCGAAAAGCCCUCCGUCUUCUCCGGGCCGCAGGGCAGCUACUUCGGUUUCUCCGUGGACGUGUUCAUGCCGGACCCCACGCAGUUGAGGGUCCUCAUCGGUGCCCCCAAGGCCAACAUGUCGGGUUCGAGUGUGUUGCAGAGGGGGGCCGUGUACUCGUGUCCGUGGCAGAGCACCUCAGGGUGCCAGGAGCUCGACUUUAGCUCCACAGGAGACCAGACCAUGAAUGGGGUGCAUGAGUACAAGUCCAACCAGUGGUUUGGAGCCUCGGUUCGAUCCCAGGGGGAGCACAUUCUGGCCUGCGCUCCCCUCUACCAGUGGAGCACAUUCGCAGGGACUGAGCGAGAGCCGGUAGGGACGUGCUUCUUGAAGAAGGCAGACAAGGUGGUCGAGUACUCUCCCUGCCGCACAACCAUGAGCAGGCCGGAGGGACAAGGCUUCUGCCAGGCUGGAUUCAGCGCUGACUUUCUGAAGGGCGAAAGAGUCGUCGUCGGGGGACCCGGGAGCUUCUAUUGGCAAGGACAGCUGAUUUCUGACGAGAUCUCCGAGAUCAUGAAGAAGUACAGAAACGAUUUUGUGCCCCCGAAGUAUGAGAAGCAGCUGUUCACGAAUCCUGCCGACCCACAGUACGACGACAGCUACCUGGGGUACUCUGUGACUGUGGCAGACUUCGAUGGAGAUGGAGCGGAUGAUUUUGUCACCGGAGUCCCUCGAGGAGACAGCGCUCUUGGCUACGUCAACAUCCUCAACGGGAAAAACAUGGUGUCCAUGGCGAACUUCACUGGAGUGCAGAUGGCCGCCUACUUCGGCCACUCGGUAGCAGUGACUGACACCAACAGGGAUGGCCUCGUGGACCUCCUUGUGGGCGCGCCCCUUUUCAUGGAGCGGGGAUCGGACGGCAAGCUGCGGGAGGUGGGUCAGGUGUACGUGUACCUGGGGAGGGGGGGCUUCGCCUUCCACCCCCCGCGUCGCCUGACGGGCUCCGAGAUCUACGGUCGCUUCGGCAGCUCUGUCGCCCCCCUCGGAGACCUGGACAUGGACGGAUUCAACGACGUUGCCAUCGCUGCCCCCUACGGCAGCCCCGACCACCAGGGCCUUGUGUACAUCCACAACGGGCGCACGGGGGGUCUCGACUCCAUGGCUUCCCAGGUGCUCAGGGGGAGGUGGGCCGGGAACGGCAUGCCGGCCGCCUUCGGCUACGCCCUGCAUGGGGCUGCGGACAUCGACCGAAAUGGAUACCCGGACCUAGUCGUAGGCGUGUUUGGAGCAGAUAAGGCCGUCCUGUACAGGUCUCGGCCCGUGAUCAGCGUGAACGCCACCCUGGACGUGAUCCCGGCCAUGCUGAACCCUGACCAGAAGAGUUGCACUCUGCCUGGAAGCACAGAGGCUGUGUCCUGCUUCAAGGUGAAGCUGUGCCUGCAGGCCACUGGGAAGGGAGCGCCAGCAUCACUGCAAUUCCACGUGGACGUGACGCUGGACCGGCUGAAACACAAGGGGGCGCCGAAGCGCGUGCUCUUCCUCAACAGCAGGCUGUCGAACAUCUCGAAGAACGUGACCGUCGGCAACGGCAAAGGGGCGGCGUGCGAGGAGCUGGAUGCCUAUCUCAACGACGAGUCCCAGUUCAGGGACAAGAUCACCCCCAUCGCCGUCUUAAUGGAGUACAGCCUCAACUACGAAAUGGCGGCGGACAAGACAGGGCUGCUGCCCAUCCUGGACCAGUCGGCCCCCGCCAACGUGACCAAGCAGGCCCACAUUUUGCUGGACUGUGGGGAAGACAACAUCUGCAAACCAAACCUGAAGCUCUCCGUAGUCAGCGAGCAGAAGGAGUUGUACAUCGGCGACGACAACCCGUUGACGCUGGAGGUGACGGCUGAGAACGCCGGCGAAGGAGCCUACGAGGCCGAGCUGCACGUCUCUAUCCCCCCGCAGGCCGACUUCAGCGAGGUCAUCCGCAGCGAGACGCUGUCCAAGAUCUCUUGCGCCUACAAGGAGCCCACUCUGGUGGCCUGUGACCUGGGGAACCCCAUGAAGGGUGGGACCAAGAUCACGGCAGGCCUGCGGUUCAGUGUCCACAAGCUCUCGGACGAAGACACGACUGUGAAGUUUGACCUGCAGAUCGUCAGCUCAAACCAGUUCGAUAACACAAGCCAGGUGGUGACCACCACCGUGAAGCUCGCCGUUUUGGCCAAAGUGGAAAUCCGGGGUGUCUCGGCCCCAGAAGAGAUCGUUUUGCCGAUCGCAAAUUGGCAGCCCACCGAUCCACCCACACUGGAGGACCACAUUGGGCCGUCCGUCCAGCACAUCUAUGAGCUGCGGAAUAAUGGGCCGAGUGCCUUCAGCGAGGCCGUGCUGGACGUCGAGUGGCCCUACACGUUCGAGAACGGCUCCCUGCUCUACAUCAUCAAGCUCGAGGUGGACGGGCCCAUGAACUGCAGAACGGACGUGGAGAUCAACCCGCUCAACAUCACGAGCCCAGAGGCCCCCAGCAGCAACGCGACACGGGACGGAGACAACAGAUCAGACGACGCCAAGCGAAGACACGUUCAUCGCCGUGACCUGGAGGACAAGCAGCCGGAAGAUGCUGUGCAGACCCUGGACUGUGUGAAAGCCCAGUGUUUGAAGAUCAAGUGCCAGGUGGGACGUUUGGAGCGGAGCAAGAAUGCCGUUCUGACCAUCUACUCCCGUCUGUUUGUCGCCACCUUCCUCAAGGCCAACAUCCAGAACCAGACUUAUGCUUUGAAGUCCACGGGCUCCUUCCGCGUCAUCCAGAUGCCCUAUAAGAACCUCCAGUCAGAGCUGUCAGCCAAUUCGACGGCGCUAAGGACCAUGGUGACCUGGGCCGUGUCGUCCAUCAAGCAGCCCGUCCCCGCCUGGGUCAUCGCCCUGGCUGUGCUGGCUGGACUGCUGCUGCUAGCCCUCAUGAUACUUGUCAUGUACAAGUUCGGCUUCUUCAAGCGAGUGCGCCCCCCGCAGGAUGACACCGUGGAGAAGGAACAGCUGCAGCCACAGGACAACGGUGAGGGAAACCCGGAGACGUGAGCCCCACUCCACUGGGUUCCGGAAACGUCCUUCCUUGCACAGCACCGGAGCCCUGGGAGGAGCGUCGAGGGUCUCUCCUCCUAGCCGGUCCUUCAUGCAGACACGUCUCCACCCUUCGAACCCAUGAACCUCUGAAGCUCUUGUACAGCUUGACCGAAACAGUUCUUUACACUGUUAAUAUGCGAGAAAUAUAAUUGCCACUUUUGUACUUUUUGUUUUUUUUUUUUUUUUUUUAAAUAUUUGCUACUGCACAACGGUUUCAGGGCUUUCUCUUUCCGUACUGUGAGCUGCUGUUUUUUUUAAAAAAAAUGGCUGCAAUCUGCCAGCACAGGGUGACCUGGGUUGCCAUGACAACCAGCACCCCCCCCCCCCUUCCUGUGAUGCACUGGGCUGUGCAGGAGGCAGGUGGACACUGGUCAGUGUAACCAGUUAAUCUGCUUCAGGUGUAAAAUUAGAGAAAGGCACAGAUUCACUUAAUUUAUUAGAGAACUACAUGAAAUUGUUUGUUGCACAAAAUCUGCGCCCUAAUGAAGUGUGUGCGACAGCAAAACACUGGGACAGCAAGUACUGCAUUAAUGUGGUUUUCUUAUUAAAAUGUAUUUUUUGCUGUUUAUAUUUAUUCAUUUAGCUGACACUUUUCUCCAA
Molecule: messenger RNA, 5108 nt
Organism: Scleropages formosus (Asian bonytongue)
Lineage: Eukaryota; Metazoa; Chordata; Actinopteri; Osteoglossiformes; Osteoglossidae
Product: integrin alpha-V-like
Exons: 30
Coding region: 1296-4463 (1055 amino acids)
Biological process (GO): angiogenesis; integrin-mediated signaling pathway; cell adhesion mediated by integrin
Cellular component (GO): external side of plasma membrane; integrin complex
Molecular function (GO): integrin binding
Source: RefSeq, a predicted model, not a curated record